AUGAACUUUUUAUUGUUGUCUAUGAUAUGUGUCAUUUCUACAUUUGACUUACCAGGAAUUCAACAAAAGAUGUAUUCUGAGGGAGAAUAGAUACCUGUUUUAAUAAAUGAGAUGACUUCUGAUUCUACUCAGCUUCCAUAUGAUUAUUAUGAUCUUGAUAUCUGCAAACCAGAAUCUACUGAAAAUUAAAAUUAAAAUAUUGGAUCUAUGAUAUUAGGCACUCUAACAUAAUAGUCUAAAUAUUAAAUAUUUAUGAAUUACGAAUUAAUUGAUGAAAUAAUUUGUGUUAAAAACUUUACAUAAACAGAAUAGAACAAUUUAAAAUGGUUCAUUGACCACGACUAUAGAGUCAAUAUGUAAAUCGACGGCUUGCCAAUAUUAUCCAGAGAUUAUUUGAACAACACUAUAAUUGGAGUGCCCUUGGGGAUUAGAAACAUCAAUUAGUAUUCCUUUUACAAUCAUUACAAUUUCAAGAUAGAAAUCUAUAGGACUUCUAAAUCAGAAGUCAAUUAGACUUUUAGUAUUAAUUCUAUAACUGUUGAUUUUGAAUCUAAGUGUAUGGAUAGUUCUGAAAUAGAUUCUGGAAUCAAUUGUCCAAUCAAUUAAAUGAUGAAUAUCACUUAUUCUAUCAAAUACAUAAUGAGUAACUCAUCGAAUAGAUGGUCAGCCUAUUUAAAUGUCGCCACUGAUUCUGAUUAGUAGUGGGUAUCUAUUAGCAUAACCUUUGCUAUAUCUCUUUUCCUAAAUUUUCUGAUAGCUUGGUUUAUUAGAUUUACCAUAAGAAGAGACGUGCUGAAAUUUGAAGCAUUGCCUCAAGAAGAGAGUGAUAUAUUGAUAGAUUAAAUGGGAUGGAAAUAGAUUAGUAGAGAUGUUUUUAGACCUCCAUCAGGCAUAUUAUUUUUGAGUGUUUUGAUUGGUACUGGCAUUCAAUUUACUAUUAUGACCAUAUCCAUUUUCUUUUUUUCAUCAAUAGGGUUCCUCUAUUCUGCACAUACAGGACAUUUAGCAACAGUCGUGAUUGUUGUUUAUGUUUUUACUGGCAGUUUGAAUGGAUUUUAUUCCUCCAAAUUUUACAAGUAUUUCAAAGGGGAAUAUUGGUUAUUGUGUACUUUGGGUAGCAAUUUAGCAUUCCCAGUUAUGGCCUUAUUUAUAUUUGGAAUUGAAAAUAUUGCACUGAUGUUUGAGGAAUCUUCAAGUGGAUUGGACUUCAAAACUGGUAUAACUUUCAUUGCAUUACAACUGGGUAUUCAGACUCCUCUAAAUCUACUUGGAUCAUUUAUAGGAUUCAAAUUUGAAUCUCCUAAGAAUCCAUAAAAAUAUGGAUAGAUUGCUUAGGAAGUUCCAUAGCAGCCUUUUUAUUUGGAUUAUUUUUACAGUUGUUUGAUUGGAGGGCUUGUGUGUUUUAUAUCCGUCGGUCUUGAGAUUAGUUAAAUAAUGUAAUUAAUUUGGAAGAAUUCUUAUUAUGAAUUCUUUGUUUCAUUGUUUUUUACUGCCAUUUUAUUGAUUAUUAUAAGUGCUGAGGUUUCAAUCCUAACAGUUUAUUUACUACUAUAAAAUUAAAAUCAUAGAUGGUGGUGGAAGGCUUUUUUUGUACCUUUUACUUCAGGUGUAUAUUUAUUCAUCUAUUCAAUUUAAUAUUAUUUGGAUUCUUUGCAAUUUACAAGAUUUUCAACAAUUUUGUAUUAUUUUGGUACUAUGUACAUGGCCUCUUUAUGUUUGGGAUUGAUUUGUGGAACCGUGGGAUUUUUAGCUAGUCACAUAUUUGUUAAAACAAUAUAUUCAAUGAUUAAAUUAGAUUGA
Molecule: messenger RNA, 1800 nt
Organism: Paramecium tetraurelia
Lineage: Eukaryota; Ciliophora; Oligohymenophorea; Peniculida; Parameciidae
Exons: 4
Biological process (GO): protein localization to membrane
Cellular component (GO): membrane
Source: RefSeq, a predicted model, not a curated record